This is a messenger RNA of Gambusia affinis (western mosquitofish), 3154 nucleotides long. RefSeq names its product neprilysin-like. The record is from RefSeq and is a predicted model, not a curated record. Gene Ontology annotation, molecular function: metalloendopeptidase activity. Bases 658 to 2880 code for a protein of 740 amino acids. Gene Ontology annotation, cellular component: plasma membrane. NCBI's taxonomy places the organism in Eukaryota, Metazoa, Chordata, Actinopteri, Cyprinodontiformes, Poeciliidae. The transcript has 24 exons. Gene Ontology annotation, biological process: protein processing; amyloid-beta clearance.
UAGGCUAAACGAUUCGGGAAGCAAGUCAAGUGCAGCGAUAGAUUAUAAUAGAGAUAGUGAUUUUUUUCCUCUCGCUUAUCCCGACUUUCGACAUGGAUGACUACAUUACAACACUAAAAAAGUUUUCUCAAGUGGACUUUCAAUCGAAGCAGGAGAUAAUAACCAAAGGAAGACCAACGCCGGAGCUGAAAGGUUUGUUUCAGACUACGGGACAGAAGGUUAACCGCUCUUUUCAAACCGAGUGGUAUUCACGAAAAGACUGGCUUUGUGGAUGUCCUGCUCGAAACCGCCUUUUCUGCUUUCCUUGCCUUCUUUUUUCAACUUGUGGCACUGUGUGGACUCAGAUGGGAUUUGGUGACUUGAAGAACUUGCAAUGAUCCCUCACCAAACAUGAGCGGUCCACCACUCAUAUUCAAAGCCAAAUUGCGCUAAAAACCUUCGGCCUGUCCAGGAUAGAUUUGGCUUUGGAUGAACAGCGGAGACUCAACAUCAGCAUCCACAAUGCUAAGCCUUGACCCGUCGAUGAUUGGACUCCUCCACAACCGUGACAGUGUGUCGUGGUAGAUGAUCCAAGCAGAAGGGCAUCAGUGUCACGCCGAUGCCCUCACCACAGCUAAGAGGUGAGAUGCUGCAGCCGGUGAAAGAGGUGACCUGAGAAUGACAGAGACCGAUACUCCAAAAUUGGCGAAGAAGCCCCAUUGGACCUCUCUGGAAAUCGGCCUCAUUACUAUCACCUCUUUGUUCUUCAUUGUCAUUGUUGUCCUCAUCAUCUUGUUUGCCACCCAGUCCGAUAAAAUCUGCACCACAGCUGACUGCACACGGUCAGCAUCUCGUCUCAUUGAGAACAUGGAUGCUACCAUGGAUCCUUGUGACAACUUUUAUCAAUAUGCCUGUGGAGGAUGGCUGAAAAAGAACAUAAUCCCAGAGGCCCACACUAAAUACGGCUUGUACAACAUCUUAAACGCCAACUUGGACGUCAUCCUCAAAGGUGUCCUUGAAAAGAAGGUGGAGAGGGAGGCUGCUGCUCUCACCAAGGCAAAGAUACUUUACAAGUCCUGCAUGAACAUCAACUUAAUUGAGCAGAAAAGAGGAGCUCCUUUGCUCGACAUGCUGCCAGACAUCUUUGAGUGGCCCAUGGCUGUGGACAACUGGGAGGAUAAUUAUGGGAAAACCUGGAGGUUGGAGGAUGUCAUUGCCAGGUUAAAUUGGAAAUAUGGAAUUCAAGUCCUUGUUAACUUUAUCAUUCGCGCUGAUGACAGAGACUCCACUUCACACAUCAUUUAUUUUGACCAACAAAUGUCCUUUGGCCUCUUGUCCAGAAACAUCUACAGCUGCAAGGGUCGCUUUGCAAAGGCAUGCCGAGCUUAUGAGCAGUUCAUGUUUGAUCUGGCAAAGCUGAUCCGCACUGACCGGGGACUGAAAAUCGACGAAACGGGCUUAAGAGCAGAGGUGACACGAGUUGUGGAUUUGGAGAAAGACAUCGCCACUGCCACUGACUCAGCGCAGAAGAGGGAUCCAGUGUUGCUUUACAACAAAAUGGAAUUGAGGUCGAUGAAUACAAUAUCCACUUUUGAAAUUGAUUCUCAGAAAUUCAACUGGAGUUACUACACAGCUAAGAUAAUGGACACCGUGAAGAUCACGGUUCCCGAAUCGGAGAAAAUUAUCAACUACUCCCCAUACUAUUACAGAAAACUCAAAACUAUAUUAGCCAAAUACACCAAGAGGGAUGUGCAAAACUAUGUGGUUUGGCCGUUUGUUAUGCAAAUGGUAGGUGGGCUGAGUCGAGCUUACAGAAACACCAGGAAUGCUUUCCUUAAGGUCCUGACCGGUAAAACAGCAGAGGAUGCCUUGUGGCGACGGUGUGCACUGUAUGUCAAUAGCUACCUGGACAAAGCUGUGGGACGGCUCUAUGUGCAGGAGGCUUUCUCUGACAACAGCAAAGAGCUGAUGGAGGAGAUGAUUAAAGAUAUUCGGGAAGUUUUCAUUAGUAACCUUGAUAACCUCUCCUGGAUGGAUGAAGAGACCAAAAAAGCAGCUGAGGAGAAGGCUCAAGCGAUCCGUGAACGCAUUGGUUAUUCUGAUGACAUCAUGAAUGACGAAUAUCUAAACGAUGAGUACAAAGAUCUGAGCUACAGUGCAGAGGAGUACUUUAAAAACAUCCUGCAGAACCUGGAGUAUGUGCAAAAGAAACACCUGCAGAAAUUGCGAAAAAAAGUCAACAAGGAUGAGUGGUUAUUUGGAGCUGCUGUUAUCAACGCCUUCUACUCAGCCAACUUAAAUGAAAUAGUGUUUCCUGCUGGUAUCCUUCAACCCCCUUUCUUUAACAAAGGCCAGCCUAAAUCUCUCAACUACGGUGGAAUCGGGAUGGUAAUCGGUCAUGAGAUUACACAUGGCUUUGAUAGCAAAGGUCGCCACUUCGACAAGGACGGCAAUCUGAAGGCCUGGUGGACUCCUGAAUCUACUAGAAAAUUUCUGGAACUCUCAAGGUGCAUCGCUAAUCAGUACAGCAGCUUUUCCUGGGACCUGGCUAAUGGUCUACAUUUGAAUGGCAACAAGACCCUCGAGGAAAACAUAGCUGACAAUGGAGGGAUCCGACAGGCAUACCAGGCAUACAAGAAAUUUGUGAAGAGGAAUGGAGAGGAGUCCCCACUGCCUGGGAUUGACCUUUCACAUGAUCAGCUCUUCUUUCUUAACUUUGGACAGAUUUGGUGUGGAUCAUAUCGACCUCAGCAAGCUGUUAAUUCUGUUAAAAUGGAUAUACACAGUCCAGGAAUGUUCAGAGUACUUGGCUCUCUUCAGAAUUUGCCAGAGUUUGCCAAAGCAUUCAAGUGCAACAAAAACAGCAACAUGGUCUCUGAUAAUGUUUGCCGUGUUUGGUGACCUAAAGACCAAACAUGGUCUUUAGGUCCAUGAUACCUCUUCCCUCUAACUGCUGGAGCUCUCAUGGAGGAUUACAGGGAUAUAGAAGCUUCCCUUUGUUCUUUACUGGAUGGACCAUGGCUGGUGAACAGGCAGUGCAACAUGCACUUCAUCCAAGAUGGAUAAUUGUCCCAAAAGAAAUAAUCCUCAUUGGUUGUCUGCUGUUAACGUUUGUCUCUCAAACUGUAACACUGUUGUUCAAUAAAUCAACCCUCCUGCUCACUGGAUACAAUCA